Dipodomys ordii (Ord's kangaroo rat) is the source of this 2724-nucleotide messenger RNA. RefSeq names its product coiled-coil domain containing 170 (gene Ccdc170). Gene Ontology annotation, cellular component: Golgi apparatus. Gene Ontology annotation, biological process: microtubule cytoskeleton organization. Gene Ontology annotation, molecular function: microtubule binding. NCBI's taxonomy places the organism in Eukaryota, Metazoa, Chordata, Mammalia, Rodentia, Heteromyidae. Bases 1 to 2451 code for a protein of 816 amino acids. The transcript is spliced from 14 exons. The record is from RefSeq and is a predicted model, not a curated record.
AUGAUACGAGUACAUCACUUCCUAAAGAAAGGUAUUGGGGAAGAAAUGAUCACAGCGAUUGGGAAGCCUAUUUUCCUGAUGACAGAUGAGGAUAGACGCUUCCCAAGUGGCCGGCCGUGCGUGGGACAGGGCCUGUGGUGGCGACUCCUGUGGGGGGAGGGCCGGCUGGCGUUCCGCACCGAGGCCUGGGCUGUGCGUGUUCUGCUGUCUGCUGUCCGCCGUCUCCUUGGACAUGUUGUGACUGGCAAAUGCUGUUUAGUGAGCUGUCAAGGGCAAAAACUGAAGCUUUACAAAGUAAAAUUUAUGGGCAUUACCCCGUGGGUCAAGGGCUUACCUCCAAAUAUAGGAGUGAUCUUCCCGGACACUUAUGGUCAUUCUUUGGAAGUCCCAGUCACCCGGGAGCAGUUAAACCGCUAUUGGGAUGUGGCUGAAAAUGUUCAGAGCGAACUUGCAGCCACUUUGGUCAAGUUUGAAUGCGCUCAGUCUGAGCUUCGAGACCUCCGUUCUAAGAUGCUUUCUAAAGAAGUUUGCUGUCAAGAACUAAAGGCUGAGAUGGAGAGCUACAAAGAAAGCAAUGCCAGGAAAUCAUCUCUUGUCACCUCGUUGAGAGACAGAGUUCAUGAGCUGGAGGAAGAGUUAGCAGCACUUUCCACUUCUAAAAGCAGGAUAGAAAUCACAGCUCAGACUGCGACCAAGGAGAGCAAGAGACUAAUGAAGAAAGUCACAGAACUGGGGGAGCAAUUACAGAAGUGUUCAAUGGAAAAAGAUGAGACUAAGAAAGAAGCCUCAGAGAACUUCAGGAGACACGAGGAAUUUCUAACUCAACUUGGUGAUUGCUUGGAUCCCGAGAGGACGCGCGAGGAGACACUGAAAGAUUUCAUUUCCAAGGUUAGAAAGCUGUGCGAGGAAAAUGCAUCUCUGAGAGGACAAGUGGUUACUCUUGAAGAGGCAGUAAAUGCCCAUGAGAUGGAAGCAAAAGCUAACAGAGAGACGAUCAUGAGGCUGAGCAGGCAUGUAGGGCGUGAGGGGCAGAAGAAGAGUUUGAGUGGGCAGAAGAAGAGUUUGAAACUAUCAAAGGACUUGCUUGGUGCUAUGGAGGCCAAAGAGGCUCUUGGAGAAGAAGUAAAGAUCCUCCAAGAGAGGCUGCUUACUGGCCAGCGGGCCUGGGCCACCUCAAAGCAGGAAGUGAGCCUCCUGAAGACAAGCACCCAGGAGCUGGAGACGAGCUUGCAGGCCAGCCGGGAGGCAGCCAUGGCCUUGCAAAGUCAGAAUGCCACUUUUAGGCAGCAGAUCGCAGCCCUCCUUCCCUGCACGUUGGAGAAGAGCGGGUCCACAGAGGAUGCCAUUUUGGAGAGGAUUCGAGAACUGGGUGACCAGGAGGAGAGCAGGGAGAGGAUGGUCUCCCAGCUUGAAGCCCAAAUAGCCGAGCUUACUGAACAGUUGGGAAAGGAGUCUGAGUUUCACCGGGAAGCACUGCAGAGGGCCCACGCGGCAGAAAACAAGUCGGAGACUCUUCAGAGUCAGCUGACACACCUCGAGGGAGAGCUGGUUUCAGGAGAUGUUUUGCGAGACAACUUGAAUGCCGAGAAAGAAAAAUGUCUUAAAUUUCUGGAUCAGCUUUCAGAGAAAAUGAACUUGAGCCAGGUGGCCGCUGAGCUUGGCUUCGACAUGCAGCUGGGUGUGAUCUUAGCUCGCACAGAGCAGCUGGCCCGCCUUGAGAGCCUCGCCAUCACCGAAAACAAGACUAUCGCCCACAAUUUACAGAGAAAGCUCAAGACUCAGAAAGAAAGAUUGGAAAGCAAAGAAUUGCAUUUGAGCCUCCUCCGGCGGAAAAUAGCCCAGCUGGAGGAGGAGAGGCACGUGCAAAAGGCCUUGACUGUGGAGAGAGACGAGGCCCAUCUUACCAUCAGGAAGCUGGAGAAGAAGGUGGAGAGGAUGCAGAAGGAGCUGAGCAUGUGUCGGGAGUCUAACACGGAGCUUAAGGCCAAACUAGCUGACACCAAUGAACUUAAGAUUAAAACUCUGGAGCAGACCAAAGCCAUUGAAGACUUAAAUAAAUCCAGAGACAGGCUGGAGAAGGUGAAGGAGAAGGUAGAGAAGCAGUUGACAUCGGUCAAGUCAGAGCUGGGUUCUCUGGAACACGAGGCCAGGGAAAACAAGGAAAGGUCGAGAACCAUGAUACAAGUGGUAACCAGUGAAGUGAAGACCCUCAAACAGUCUUUGGAAGAAGCGAUGAAGAGGGAAAAGCAGCUGGUGGACUUCAGGGAGAUAGUGUCUCAGAUGCUGGGCUUGAACAUGACCACUCUUGCUCUUCCUGAUUAUGAGAUCAUCAAGUGUCUUGAAAGACUGAUCCAUUUACACCAGCACCAUUUUGUGACCUGUGCCUGCGUCAGUAACCUCACAACAGGGCAAGAUAGGCACCUGGGAGACCAUUUAAAAUUUCUUCACUGAACACUGAUCUCUGUAGAGGGAGGUGGAGCUGAGAUGGCACACAGAGUUCCAUGUCACACAGUCUUUAUAGAAAUGGGAUCAUAUUCUUCGAUAACUUAGCAUGGCUGCACCAUGGGCAGAAAAGGAUCUCAGAGGUUCCAGCCCCACACACAUGUUCAGUUCCAAAAGCACCUGUUGCUUCAUUUGCUAGCGCUCUGAGAUGGAAGAAUCCCUCCAGACUGCAUCCUUGAGUGGGGAGUACGAGUGGACAGUUCCCAGUGAUGACAUAGCUUU